Messenger RNA from Scleropages formosus (Asian bonytongue), 1326 nucleotides. It is a transcript of the gene hp, whose product is annotated as haptoglobin. Lineage: Eukaryota; Metazoa; Chordata; Actinopteri; Osteoglossiformes; Osteoglossidae. The transcript is spliced from 4 exons. Gene Ontology annotation, molecular function: serine-type endopeptidase activity. The record is from RefSeq and is a predicted model, not a curated record. Gene Ontology annotation, biological process: proteolysis. Bases 124 to 1035 code for a protein of 303 amino acids.
UGGGGGGCUUUGGAAGACUUUGAUGUAAUAAGUGGCUACAAAACUGAACGGACUCUGGGUCGUGGCUUCAUACGCUCAUUCGGUCCAGACGAAAGAGCUCCUGCACUCACAGUGGACUUCACAAUGUGCUCCUCCUUGGGAAAGCUUCUCCUUCUGUCCGCCCUGUGCCUGGCAAGCGUGGUGCUGACAGCAGCCCACCGACCCCGACGCAUGGUGGGGGGCUCCUUGGCUCGAGAUGUGCCUUGGCACGCAUUCGUGCGUCUCGGCGACACCAUAUUUGACGGCGGCUUCGGAGGCGGGGCGCUUAUUUCUGAUCGCUGGAUCCUCACCGCCGGCAGGAAUGUUUUCGUCAACAAGAGCCGCCAGACCAACAAGGGGCAGAACUACACCAUUCCCAGGGUGUACCUGGGAGUCUCCGAUCGCAAACUGGUAGAUUCCUCCAACGAGGUGUUGGUGGAGAAGGUGGUCCUGCACCCGGAAUUCCAGAAGACCUGUGACUGGGACAACGACCUGGCGCUGAUCAAGCUGAAGGAACCGGUGGAGUACAGCAUGACCGUGAUGCCCAUCCCGCUGCCCGAGAGAGGUGAGGACCUGGCCGAGGUGGUCGGUACCCAUGGCCUGGUGGCAGGCUGGGGUUGGGGCGUUCACCUCACCUUCGCAGACCGCCUUAAGUACCUGGUACUCCCAGUGGCCAAGUUCGAGGCCUGCCAGAAGGAGUAUAAUGAGGGCAGCGGGAGCCUCCCCGUGGUGGACGGGAGGGUGUUCUGCACGGGACCCAGCACCUUCACGGAGAACGUGUGCUUCGGGGAUGGUGGUGGCGCCUUCGCCGUCCGGGACAGUACCACAGGCAGAGUGUAUGCUGCCGGGAUCCUGUCGUAUGACAAGACAUGCACACUGAGGACACACGCCGUCUACAUGAAGCUGUCUGCCUACCUGCCGUGGAUCAACAGCGUCAUGAGAGAGGACUCGGAAGUGUACGCUGACCUCCGCACCAAAUACUUCAACAAAAUGUACUCGCUACAGGUCCCCAAUUAACUGUCCUUCCAGAGCAAGCUCUCGGAGAGGCCCGUCUCCACACGAGACACAACGAAAAUUUCUAUUUCAAUGUCUGCUGCAUGAGGAAUGUGUGAAUUCUGCACAGUGAUCGAGCCUCAUGAGAACCGGAGAAGGGAAUCCUGUCAGCGGCGACUCAGCGGCUCUUUCCAAUAUUGAGUGACCAAGUCAAUAAAGAGCGAUGGUCUCACCCAUACAUACACACGUGUUCUCUUAUUACCUGAAUCCCAGCAGCGCACCACCUUUGUCAAGUAAAGCCAUUACACAACUAUU